UAAGCGUGACAAUCUCUCAUUCAGCUGUAAUAUUGUCUAAGUGUCGUAUCUAGUCAUUUGGUGACUCAGAUGACUGAUGCUGUUUUAUCUCUGUAUGGUGUUCCUGCAGGGUUAUUUUUACUGACAGAAUAACCGACUGUUUUUGACACCACACUAAUAAAAACAGAAGCAGCUGUUCACGUUUCCUUGAAAAUUUGAAUGGAAUCCUAUGCAAGUUUGUAAAUGGAUUAAUUCCCACCAAGUAUAUUUGGUUCUUGAUAAAUAUUAAAACGGCGGAAGCUGUUAUUGUUGUAAAGAAGGAAACACAAUGUUUACUGCGGCGGAGAAUUUGAAAAAUUUUAGGAAUUUGAUUUCCGGAUGCUUCGUACCUGUGUUAAAAGAGGAUUUGGACAACGCACUUUUAAAAAGUGAACAUUUUGAUGAAUACAGAAAGUGCUUAGAAGUGCAGCUCCCAAUACUAUUUGAUUUGUUGCAAAUAAAUCAGCAUUGGAUUUUUGAAAGCAACGAUCCAGAAGCUCAUGGGGUUUACGCUGAAUUAGUAGUCUUGCUGUGCGAAAUUACUUCACCUUCAAGCAUUUACCGGUUGGGUAAUGAAAGUAUUCAUAAAAACGCUGACCGAAUAUUAAACGAAAGAACGCCAAUUUACAACGCCGCCAUAGAGCAUAUCAUAUUUAAAUUUUAUCAAGAAAGACUUGGUAAAACAACUUGGAAAAGGCAACUAGGAUGUUUGCAUGGAUUCACCAGAUUUUUGCAGUUGCAAUAUUGUGCACAGACACUGAACGAACAGUGGGUUAAUUUCUGUUUAUCAGUGGGAGCAACGGUUCGAGAAAGCCAUGAGCUAACAUGCAAACAUAUAGGGAUAACAAUAUUUAAAAUUAUUUUAAAGAGCGGUAAAUUUGAAUAUAUUCAAGAACAAAACAUACAUGGUGUUAUAUAUGAUUCAGUAUUGAGAGAUGUUGACUUCUUGGACACGAUUGAAGCGGCCGCAGCGGUCUGGGAAUGCUUAUACAAAUGUUUGGACUUCUUCAAAGAAUUGGACAGUUUUAAUUGGAGUCAUCUGGAUGAAUUGAUGGAAAAAGCUAUUAAAAAUGUAACAAUGGCUUCUGACAAUUUAAUAUCGCUUUACCAUUUACAAAUAGUUACCAAGCUUGGGUCAUACUUCGCAAUAAAUAAACAAGAAAUUGAAACUCUUUGUAAAACAGACAACACGCAUUCAACUUCUUUAGAUAAGUUGCGAAAUAUUUGCGGUAUGAACAACUCCUAUACAAUUUUUCGAUGGGCUAAAAGCAUUUUGAAUAUGUUUAUUGUUGAAUCCUAUAAACUUAUGCAAGGCAGCGAAAUUUCACAUAAAUUUUUAGGGGAAAUGCAUAAGUGCUAUUUGGUAUGUGUUACUCCGAUUGAUUUGCCUGUAAUCAGUCCACAUUUGAUAGCAUUUUUAGAAAAGUUUAUCACAAUUUUGAUGGAAGUCAUCACCGCACAUAAGAUGAAUACUGAAGUUAUACAGUUAACGAAGGCGUUUUUGGAAACAUUUAAGUAUCAAUUGCAAUAUUCCACCUACACACAGGAAUCUGGAGAAUUUACAAAACUUUACAAAGCUAUUGAGCAACUUUUAAAACACAAAAUAUUUUUAUAAAAAUAAAUAAUAUGGUUUUCGGUUUUAUUGUAAGUAUU
Ceratitis capitata (Mediterranean fruit fly) is the source of this 1671-nucleotide messenger RNA. RefSeq lists its product as uncharacterized. Bases 308 to 1633 code for a protein of 441 amino acids. Lineage: Eukaryota; Metazoa; Arthropoda; Insecta; Diptera; Tephritidae. The record is from RefSeq and is a predicted model, not a curated record. The transcript is spliced from 7 exons.